Messenger RNA from Phyllopteryx taeniolatus (common seadragon), 7021 nucleotides. Its product is annotated as zinc finger protein 236-like. The coding region runs from base 1391 to 6127 and encodes 1578 amino acids. NCBI's taxonomy places the organism in Eukaryota, Metazoa, Chordata, Actinopteri, Syngnathiformes, Syngnathidae. Gene Ontology annotation, molecular function: DNA-binding transcription factor activity, RNA polymerase II-specific; RNA polymerase II cis-regulatory region sequence-specific DNA binding. The record is from RefSeq and is a predicted model, not a curated record. Gene Ontology annotation, cellular component: nucleus. Gene Ontology annotation, biological process: regulation of transcription by RNA polymerase II. The transcript is spliced from 27 exons.
AAUGAGCACUUCAAAUGCCUCUAAAAUCCUCCAUAACAAAUCAAUUCAUGGGAAAACAAUUGAUUGCUGAAGUAAAUGACCUAUUCUACUGCACACAUUGCUCUUCUUAUCAAUAAUGUUCCAUUUGCACUAGUUAAGUCGUGUGUUUAGGGUAAAUGACGCCGUUAGAAAUGUUACGGUAAUUUUGACACAUCUGCUUGGAAUUUCAGCCUGUAUGAGCGAUCAAUGGAUAUUUUUAACUGAAACUUGUCAGCCAAUCAGAGAAGGGGUUCCCUGACUAGAAGACGAAAUAAGAUGGUUGAAGAGAUUUGUUGAGAAUAAUAAAUUUUUACUCUAACUCGAAGGCAUAUUUUGACCGGAUUUUCUAUUGAUAAUAUCACACAAAAACGUUUCCCAACAAGGCCAUUUUUUCUGACACAAAAAAAACUACAUUUUUCCAGAAUCCAUAAUUAAAUUUUCAAAAUUCUUUCUGCAUUGCCAAGGGCCCACAAGACUUAGCAUUUUGACAGACUAUUUUUUUUUCAACUCUUGUCACGUUGCUAUAUAAACCAACCAGCCACAAUAUGUGACUACUUGCACAAUCUAAUCAUAUCUAUUAUAAGAGGUGCAUCAAAUAUUCUGCCACUACAAAGGUAAUAUCAUGGUCAGUUUUUAUUGACAGUCACAGAUGUGUGACCUUCACAAUUUCUACCAUUAUUUAUCACACAGAACUGUACAGCACAAACAACUUAAAACUUUGCCAAACAAAUAUAAGUGUUCAUCCAAAGAAUUCCAGACCAGAUCGAUUGUGGUGCAACAACGUCCGCCACCGCCGCCGUUAACCUCCAGGGCUCCGGUGGAGAUUCAGCUACUGUGGGUUGAAGACGAAGGAGAGGUGGAAAGCGGGUUCUUCAGCAGAAAGAGAAGAGGAAAUCACAGAGCCUGUAACUGAAUGUGGGGACUUUGAAUGUUGGGACUAUUGACAAGAAAAGCUCGGAAGUUCGUUGAGAUGAUGAUGAGGAGAAAGGUUGGUAUACCGUGUGUCCAGGAGGCCAGGUGGAAAGGCAGUAAGGCUAGAAGUUUAGGGGUAGGGUUCACAUUAUUUUACUAUGGUGUAAAUGGGACGAGAAAUGUAGUAGGGGUGAUUUUAAAGUAAGAGCCAGCUAAGAACCUCUCGGAGGUAAAAAGAGUAUCAGAUCGAGCGAUGAGGCUGAAACUUGAAAUUGAUGGUGUUUUGUAUAAUGUAAUCAGUGGCUAUGCCCCACAGGUAUGAUGUGACAUAGAGGUGAAAGAGAAAUUCUGGAAGGAGUUGGACGAAGUAGUUCUGAGCAUCCCAGACAGAGAGAGGGUUGUGAUUGGUGCAGAUUUGAAUGGACAUGUUGGUGAAGGAAACAGGGGUGAUGAAGAAGUGAUGGGUAAAUCCGGUAUCCAGGCAAAAGGUGUGCCAUUGUUCCCCUGUAUGGACUGCAGCUGCGUAUUUAAGAAGUUGGGCAGUUUGAAUGCACACAUCGGCAAGAUGCACAUCUCUGUCAUUGAUGUGCCUUCCAGCACUUCGGAGACAGACGCAGCAGGUCCUGCAGGGUCAGACGGUGGAGAGGCAGUCACAGAUGUCAUCCAGCAGCUACUAGAACUCUCUGAGCAAGUCAAUGGGGAGACAGCCCAGCCCCAACCCCCAGAGCCAGCUGUUGCCAUGGAAAGCGCCAUUAACCAAGACAUCCUACAGCAAGCUCUCGAGAACAGCGGGCUGAGUGUAGCCCCAACUCAGAAUGUUGAUGCCAAUGCCAGAGAGCCUCAGAACCAGACAUCUGAUGGCACUAGUGCAGAAAUGAAAAAAACACCGCUUCUAGACAAACCUGUCAGAGAAAGAAAAAGAAGCAUUUUCAAGAAACCUAUACAAAUGCCAGGCUCCAUCAGGGAGGAAAAUGGCAUCCGCUGGCAUGGAUGCCCUUACUGCUCCAAGGAAUUUAAGAAGCCCAGCGACCUUGUCCGUCACAUCCGCAUCCAUACCCAUGAGAAACCUUUCAAGUGCAAACAGUGCUUUCGGGCCUUUGCUGUCAAGAGUACCCUAACAGCCCAUAUGAAAACUCACACAGGCAUCAAGGCAUUUGAGUGUCAGUGCUGCCUUAAGUGCUUCUCUACUUCUGGGAGCAUGAAGGUACACAUGCGACUGCAUACGGGUGUUCGUCCUUUCUCCUGCCCUCACUGCGAUAAGAUCUUUCGUACAUCAGGACACAGGAAAACACACAUUGCCUCUCACUUCAAAAGCUUACAGCAGAAGAGGCAUAGGUUUCCACGAAAAACAAACAAAGCCAAAGCAUCUAAGAGUAAUUUACCACUACCUGACAUCCCACUGCAGGAGCCAAUUCUCAUUACGGACUUUGGCCUCAUCCCAUCUCAGAACCCUCGCCUGGCAUUCCAACAGUACCUGGAGGUGGUGGGCAGCGAUCGUCCAUACAAGUGCCAGUUCUGCAAUAAGGCCUAUAAGAAAUCAAGUCAUUUGAAACAGCAUGUUAGAUCUCAUACAGGAGAAAGGCCAUACAAGUGUGUGCAGUGUGGUCGGGGUUUUGCCUCCUCAGGGGUUCUCAAGGCGCACAUACGGACCCACUCAGGACUGAAGGCAUACAAGUGUGUCAUGUGUGAUACAACGUUCACCACCAGUGGUAGCCUACGCCGUCACAUGACGACCCAUAGCGACCUACGACCUUACAUGUGCCCCUACUGCCAGAAGACCUUCAAGUCAUCUCCAAACUGCCGGAAACACAUGAAGACACACAGAUAUGAACUGGCUCAGCAAAUGCAGCCUCAUUCAGCUGAAGACCCCCUAGAAGCUGGAGCAGUGCCCCAUGAUAUGCAGGUGGAGAUUGAGGGAAACUCCCUUCAGCACCCACCCGGACGUUCAAGUGAGCAAGAAAACAUGCUGGAACUUGGCCAAGCAGAAGGUGUAAAUGGAGGCCAGCCGGUGACAUUAGAAGCACAGUUGAGAGACCAACCACUGGUGCAAGAAGAAGACUCCUAUGUGACUACCCCACAUGCUUUGCCUCAGAAUAUCACCCAGUUUGAGACGUCAACACUCCCUCAGGCCACAUUUGACCAGCAAGCUUUAACACAAGGCUUUACCAUGACAGAAUCAAGUUACAAUCAAAGCCAGUUUUCCACUGUCCAGCAGCUACAGGAUUCCAGUACCCUGGAAUCUCAGGCCCUGUCAUCCAGCUUUCACUCUCCCAGUUUGCUUCAUGUUCCCAAUGCUGAAGUGACAAAUGGGCUUCUGCAGCAGAACAGUCAGGGAGACCUACAACUGGACAGUGAGCCACAUGACUACCAGGAGGACAGUGAAGGCAACAGCAAGAGAGCAUACAGGUGCAGUUGGUGUAAUAAAGGCUUCAAAAAGUCAAGUCAUCUAAAACAACAUUUGCGCUCCCACACUGGCGAGAAGCCAUUCAGAUGUCACCUCUGUGGAAGAGCUUUCGUAUCAGCUGGGGUGCUGAAAUCCCAUCUGAACACACAUACAGGAGUGAAGCCCUUCAAGUGUAACGUUUGUGACGCCUCCUUCACAACCAAUGGCAGUCUGAACCGCCACAUGAUUAUCCACGUCAAGUCAUUCAAAUGCUCAAUGUGUGACGAGAGCUUCAGGACAAGCCUGCUGUGUAAAAAGCACAUGAAAAAAGAGCAUGCUUUAGAAGAUCAAAUUAUUGGUUUGGAAGAUCAAGAUGUGGAGGAGGAUGAAGACGAAGAAGAUGACGGGGAUCAAAAAACAUCGAAGAGACGGGGAAUGGAAAUCAUCACUUUCACAGAGGAGCAGGCAGCAGAACUGGCAAAGGAUCCUGGUGAGGAGGCAUCCGUGUCAGAGCGAAUCCUUUCCCAGUCUGCAGCUGAGAGGGAUCGGAUCAGUGAGAUCAAAGACAAAGCGGUGGUGCUGGAGACAGAACCCAAGUUUCCGAACUGCUGCACUUUCUGCCCCAAGAGCUUCAAGAAGCCCAGUGAUCUUGUCAGGCACAUUCGAAUCCACACUGGAGAAAGACCGUACAAGUGUGAUGAAUGUGGGAAGAGUUUUACUGUGAAAUCGACUCUGGAUUGUCAUGUGAAGACACACACAGGUCAGAAACUGGUCAACUGCCACAUGUGCAACACUUCCUUCUCUACAAAGGGUAGCUUAAAGGUGCACAUGCGGCUCCACACUGGCUCCAAGCCUUUCAAAUGCCCGUUUUGUGACCUUCGCUUCCGAACUUCUGGGCAUCGCAAAACCCACAUCCAAUGCCACUUGCGGGCUAAUGGCGAGAGCCGCAAGUCCAAACGGUCUUCCUCGUCUUCUGCUCAGACCCGUCAAAGUCAAGACACAGGGCAUGAUGGGGCCUCAGGACACGGCCAGCAUACGACAGUAUCAGAGGCACUUCAGACUGUGGGGCUGCUCCAAACCCCCAACUCUGACAACAUCUACCUCCCAGCAAACCAAGUGCUGACUGGGCAGUUUGACCAGAAUCUGUUACAGUCGGGCCUGGUGGGACAGGCAAUUCUGCCUACCUCAAUGUCAGAUGUGAAUGUGUCCCUAUCAGAUGGGCUGACCACACUUGAAGGGAUUCACCUCCAGUUGACUCCUGCCAACUUGGUGUGCCCGAAUGUCCAGAUCUCUGGCAUCGACACGAGCAACUUAAACAACAUAACACUUCAGAUAGACCAUGCCCUUCUCCAACAGACGCUACAGCAGGGGGGCCUUCUCUCACACCCUCUGAGCGUUGACACUGGUCUUGUCCUCCACUCUAGCAGUCAGCUCAUGUCUUCUAGUGACCCAUCUGUGUCAGCCAAUCUUGUCCUCCAGCCCCUGAGCAGCCUGGGCCUGCAACCCUCCACCAUCACCCCUGCCCAGGUCACAAUGCCUGGCCUCUCUGAGCAGGACACUGCAGGCUCUCAGGACCUGAGCCAUGUCAUGGGCAGCACUGGGUUGGUGAGUGGAGGCACAGUCAGUCAGGAGAUUACGCUCACUAUCAACAAUUCCAGCCUCACACAUGCUCUAGCGCAAGUACAAGCAACAGCUUCUGGUUCCAACACCGCAUCAGGAAACCCUCAAGAGAUCACGCUCACCAUAUCAGGUCAAGAUCUACUCCCCCAGCACAGCAACAAUGCAGAGAUGAACAGCAGUCUCAGACUGGCAUCACCACUUAUAGGCCAACCCACUAACGCCACCCUGACUAUCACCAAUGACCACCUUCUACCUCAGAACCCCACCAACACUGCAAUGGCUGUCACCAGUCUUCCUUCAAGCACCUCACUGUCACACACCACUUCAUCUCAAAGCCUAGUAUUGUCACCUGGAGGUGUGGCCAAUGAUGGUAGCGUUACACUAACCCUAGCAGACGCCCAGGGUAUGCUGGAUGGUGUUACUGUAAAUCUCAAUACACAGGGUCAGACAUGCCCUGCAGUGCUGAGUGACUCCAAUCUACAACCAGGGCAACCAGCAAUUGCAGGCCAGCCGAUCAUACUGGUCAGCCAUCAUUCCCAAUCUGUGAUGGGAACAUCUGACAAUGGAUAUAACCCAAGAAAUGAUAGCCACAAGAGCAGGAAGGGUCACCCCACGGAGGCUGAUAAUCGGCACAAAUGUUUCUACUGUAAUCUCGUUUGCCCAAAUGCCAACUCACUACGCCAUCACUGUAGACAAGCUCAUAGUAAAGACCGAUGCCACGUCUGUAGUAUCUGCAACAAAGCUUUUAAGAGAGCAAUGCACCUUAAGGAGCAUGAACGAGUUCACCAGCCAGGCCCAUCGCUUAGCUCCCUCAAACCCAGAGUCUUCAGCUGCUCCUCGUGCGGGAAGGCCUUCCCGAAGCGCAGUCAGCUGGAGAGACACAACCGCACACACACAGGCGAGCGUCCCUUCAAGUGUCUUCAAUGCGACAAAGCCUUCAACCAGAAGAGUUCUUUGCAAGUGCACAUGGUCAAACACACAGGAAAGAAACCCUUCAAGUGUGAGAUAUGUAGCAUCCGAUUCACUCAGAAGAGCAACAUGAGACACCACAUGAAGCGAGCCCACGGCUACGGUCAAAUUCAGGAUAUGACUCUGCGCCAAGAAGACCCAACCACUCAAGUCACUGUAACCUCGGAGCUAGACCUGGAAGUGGUCCCUGAGUCAUCUGGAGAUUGGCAUAAUGUUUUCCCAUGAGUCAUCCCAGAUCACACAAAUCCAAAACAGGUUAUAUUGUAUACAAUGCGUGUGAUCAGAGAAAAAGAAAACAGGUUAUAUAUUGCACAUUGUUGAGUUUGAAAAAAAAAAACUGCUAAUUUUUACCAAACAUCAUCUUGCCUUCAAAAUGAUUACAUUGGGGGGGAAAGAUAUUGCCCUUCUAUCUAUAGAUGCUAUUUUCUGUCACUGCUUUUCUCACUGUGAGGCUUUGAACAAUCUCAUUUUGACACAACCAGUCAGAGAAAAUGUAGAAUCAAUCAAUAAAAAAAAAUGUACAAUGAUAUGUCCUUAUAGUUUCACGAUACCAUAUUAGAAUUAAGUAAUAGUUCAUGUUUUUAAGUGUUGUAGGGUUAAAAUGUUGACUUUACUAGUAUUUCAAUGGGUCCCCUAUGAAGGGUUCAUUUAUGAAUUUCUCAAAUUCUCUUGAGAGGUUUGUUUAGGUAAGUAUGGGCAUUAAAGAGAGCUGGGAAAGUAGACUGGUUUUUCGAAUGCGAAAAAGGAAAGUGUAGCCUAAAAAAAGCCUCGCAGAGAAUGAGAGACUUUAUUAACGGUCUGCUCACUGGGACGAAUGCACCCAACGGUACUGCUGCCGUGGCUUCCAAAGCAGCUUAACAAGAGCAAAUUUUUUCUCCCCAACUGUUGAUUUUAUUACUUGGUCUUAUACGGACAUUUAUAGUAAUAAAUGUUUAUAGUGUAUAUUUUUUGGUUUGUUUUUCUGCUCCUUUUGUAAAUAGUGAAUUAGUUUUGUUUAUAGUUGAUCUUCUGCAGAAUGGUUGUAUUUUGAGCCUACUGAGCUUACUGUAAAGCAGACAUCAGUUGUUUUCUAUUGUCCUUAAGAAAAGAUGAUUAAAGUAAUUUUUAUAUUAUCUGAAA